Messenger RNA from Cylas formicarius (sweet potato weevil), 2067 nucleotides. RefSeq names its product serine/threonine-protein kinase Pink1, mitochondrial (gene Pink1). Bases 205 to 1944 code for a protein of 579 amino acids. NCBI's taxonomy places the organism in Eukaryota, Metazoa, Arthropoda, Insecta, Coleoptera, Brentidae. Gene Ontology annotation, biological process: positive regulation of mitochondrial fission; regulation of apoptotic process; protein phosphorylation. Gene Ontology annotation, molecular function: ATP binding; protein serine/threonine kinase activity. Gene Ontology annotation, cellular component: mitochondrion. The transcript has 2 exons. The record is from RefSeq and is a predicted model, not a curated record.
CGUAUAAUAUUGGCAAAUUUCACCAACAAGAAGAAGAGAAUAUUUUUCGAACAGGGAUAUUUGUAGCAUCCAUAGCCUCUGAUGGCAGCAUUGUGUAAGAGAACAACAAUAAGUUAUGGCGUAGAUAUGUGAGAAUCUCUACAAAGGAAAGGGACAAAAUCAAAAAGCAAUUUUACUGCAUCGGAAUUACUUUGAAAAUAUAAAAUGUCGGCGCGGUACAUCGGAAACAAGCUAUUCAAGCAUGGUACGGCGCUCCUGCGCCAAAUAUGCAAACGGGAAGCCCAUUCGACAACCAUUGCAAAUAAGGUAGGCGCUAGCAGUCAGGCAUCUUCUCCGCCUACCCAAUUGCAAAAACAAAUUGUUUCCAAGAACUAUGUAUUGCGAAAUGUGGGCAUACAAAUUACGCAGCAGGCGCGCAAACUUUUAGUCGAGAACGCUCAGAAAAUUACAAACACAUUCGCUGCUGAUGUAAGACGCAGAGCUACUCAACGGAUUUUGUAUGGCACCUCUGGACCGGUGUUGGGAUUAGUUGGCAUUGCCUUUGCUUCUGGUACCAGUAUUUUGAGUAAAGAAGAAGAAUUGGAGGGUGUGUGUUGGGAAAUUCGAGAAUGCAUGUCAAAAGUGCAAUGGUUCUUUGAGGAUCCCAAAUUGCGAUGUGAGGCGAGUCUUGAUGAUAAAGUGGUAACCUUGAACACAUUUACUUUUGGUAAGCCAAUUGCCAAAGGAGCCAAUGCUGCGGUAUAUGCAGCGAAAAUAAAAUCCCAAAAACAAGUGGCAGCCAAUGGUCACGAAGAUUAUCCAUUUGCAAUCAAAAUGAUGUUUAAUUAUGAUAUUCAGUCAAAUGCGAUAGCAAUUUUGCGGGGUAUGUAUAAAGAAACUGUACCUGCAAGAAUGUAUUACAAUUCUCAUGGAAUAUCAGACUGGGAGUAUGAAUUUUUGGAUAGAAGCCGUCAUUUGCCUCCGCACCCAAAUAUUGUCAACAUUUUAACUGUGUUUACUGAUUUUGUACCAGAAUUGGACGAAUGCAGGGAACUAUAUCCUGCCGCACUACCUAAAAGAAUUGAUCCAGAAGGUGAGGGAAGAAAUAUGUCAUUGUUUUUGUUAAUGAAAAGAUACCAUCAAAGUUUGCAAGAAUUUACAGAGUCAACUUCGUUGUCAACACGUACAUCAAUCCUUCUGUUAACUCAACUCCUUGAAGGUGUUAGUCAUAUGGUGUCCCACAACAUAGCACACCGAGAUCUUAAAUCUGAUAAUGUUUUGUUAGAUUUAUCUGACCCUGACAGUCCACUGUUAGUGAUAACUGAUUUUGGAUGUUGUUUAUCUGAGAAGAAUCACAAUUUGGUUGUGCCUUAUCGCAAUUACGACGUCGAUAAGGGUGGGAACGCGGCAUUGAUGGCUCCCGAAAUAAUAUGUCAGAAACCAGGAACCUUCUCGGUUUUGAAUUAUACCAAGUCGGAUUUGUGGGCCGUGGGCGCAUUGGCUUAUGAAAUAUUUGGUGCACCAAAUCCUUUUUACGUCAAAGGAAACUUAAGGUUGCGUAAUACCAAUUAUGAGGAAUCGGCAUUGCCUGAUUUACCCGGAAAUGUUCCAAUCGCUAUUAAAAUUCUAAUAAAGAAUCUAUUAAAGAGAGAUCCUAGAGAUCGAUUGGAUGCCGAAAUGGCCGCAACAGUGUGCCAGCUAUUUUUAUGGGCCCCGAGUUCUUGGCUAAAUCAGCAAGGCAAACCUCCCACUUCUGAGGAGAUUUUGGAUUGGUUGCUGUCAGUGACCGCCAAGGUUUUAUGCGAGGGCAGAGCAUGCGUUUCGAGUGAAACACGCUUGGGUAAAAGCGGGCAUGCCGGUUAUGCUGAAUAUUUAUUGAUUUCAAGUUUCUUGUGUAGAGCUCGGCUUUCCAUCAUUAAAUCUGCGCUGGACUGGAUUUACGAACAUACUAGGCAAGAUAGUUGAAUUGUUUUUCUUUAAUAUGAGUAUUUUUAUUGUAAUUGUUAAUAGUAUAUUGUUAUAUUGUUAAUGGUUAUAUUUGUUUUGUAAAUAGUAAUGGGUUUAAAAAAAAAGUUUUUUAUUAUCAAU